AACCCCAACAACAACAAGUGUGUUGAUGGUCUGUCCUUAUGAACAGAAAUUUAAGACUAUUAGUAAAAUUAUCAACUCCUCGGCUCAUCCUGCUGGUGUUAACCGCAACCAUCAUGAGUACUAAGAGAUCAAGUGAUAGUGACUGCGGUGGUGUCAAAGUUAAGAGGAAACUUAAUACUUCAGACACGAAAGUUGAUAUUUUACGACGGGCAAAUGACAGUGAUAAAGCAGGUGAUGUCGCCAGAAAUACUGAAAUAUCGAAAUCAACAGUAUACUCCACAAUCAAAAAAUAUCAGCAAUCGGCACAAAGUGAGGAGUGUAAAAAUCCUGUCCCAGAUGCUCGUAUUAAACGGCUGAAUAACAUGGAAAAGCUUCUCAAUGCUUGGGUGAAACAUGAAACACAAAAACACACACCUCUUAGCAUGGGAGUUAUUCAGGAAAAGGCCAGGAGUAUUUUUGAGGAUUUAAAACAAAGGGAAGGUGAAGGUUCUGAGGAGAUAAAUUUCAAUGUUAUAAAGUGGUGUUUUGAAUGGUAUAAGAGAUAUACAGACUUGCAUGGCAAUAUAUUGACUAACAAGGCAGCAAGUACUGAUACCGAUGCACUGGCUACUGCCAUAUAUCAGCAGAUGUUGAAGCAGAUCAUAAAAGAUAAUGACUACACACCUCAGCAAGUCUUCAAUGCUGAUGAAACUGGACUCUACUGGAAGCGGAUGCCAUCAAAAACCUCAAUAUCCAGAAAUGAAAAUAGGACCAGAGGAUUCAGGGCAAGCAAGGAUCGAAUGUCACUCCUCCUGGGAGGCAAUGCCGCUGGGGACUUCAAGUUAAAACCUCUAUUAGUCUACCACACUGAAACACCAAGUGCUAUGAAGAACUACUUCAAAACCAAUCUCCCUGUUACUUGGCAUGCUAACAAGAAAGCAUGGGUAACAUCAAGUAUUUUUAAAGAUUGGUUUUCCACCUAUUUUUGUCCAGCUGUUGAAAAAUACUGUGCUGACAACAACCUUGCUCAUAAGGCACUGCUGCUGCUUGAUAAUGCUACUCGCCAUCCCAUUACAUUGAAUGAUUUUAACCCUCAUGUUAGGGUUGUGUUCCUUCCUAAGAACAAGAUAUCUUUGAUUCAACCAAUGGAUCAAGGUAUUAUAACAACAUUUAAGGCAUACUAUGUACGGAAUACCUUUUCCAAACUCAUCAAAUACACCAGUGGAGAAAAUAAGCCAACAGUAAACGAGUUCUGGAGAACAUUUAAUAUCAUGGAUGCAAUUUCAAAUAUUGAUAAAUCCUGGAAAGAUCUUACAGUUGCCACAAUGAAUAUUGGAUGGAAACAACUGUGGCCUGAAUGUGUGAAUGACUUCCAUGAUUUUCAAGAGGCACUUCCAGACAUAUGCAGGGAUAUCGUGACACUUGCUAGGCGUGCUGGAUUUGAUGAGGUUGACGAUGAUGAUGUGACAGAGUUACUGGAAUCUCAUGGAGAGACCCUCACCAAAGAGGAAUUGGUGCAACUAGAAGAUGAGAAAUCCAGGUUAGGAGAAGAUGAGGAGGAUGACAUGCCUGAAAGCUCCAUAUUGACUCUGGGGAACAUGUCGAAAUUUUUUAAUUUGUUUGAAGAAGGAUUAGAACUGGUGAGGAAAUCAGACCCAUGCAAAGAUCGCAGCUUAGCCUUCAGUAUGGCAGUUAACAAUGCACUGCAGUGCUACAAGACACUGUAUGUAGAGAAACAGAGUCGAGCAAAACAGCCUUCACUUGAUGCACAUUUUAGGAGCAUCAGUCCCUCUACAUCCCCAAACAAGACAGUUGAAAAAAAGAUGGCUGAGACCACAGCCUCAAAGAAGACACCUCCUAUAGCUAUCAUACAGCCAUAUCGAAGGCAGCCAUACAGUAGAAUGAGGUACUCUCCAACUCAGUUCCACAGAGUCAGCCGCUCUCGAAGUUGGUCUCGCAGCAUCAGCCGCUCUCGAAGUCGAUCCCGUAGCAUCAACCAUUUUCAGAGUCGGUCCCGUAGCAUUAGCCGCUCUCGAAGUCGGUCCCGUAGCAUCAGCCACUCUCGAAGUCGGUCUCACAGUAGCAGCCGUUCUCGAAGUCAGUCCUGCAACAUCAGCCUCUUUCGAAGUCAGUCUCGCAGCAUCAGCCGCUCUCGAAGUCGGUCCCAUAGCAUCAACCACUCUCCAAGUCAGUCACAUAGUAUUAGCCACUCUCCAAGUCAGUCCCAUAGCAUUAGCCACUCUCCAAGUCGAUCCCGCAGCAUCAGCCGUUCCCCAAGUCGGUCCCGUAGCAUUAGCCGCUCUCCAAGUCAGUCCUGCAGCAGCAGCCACUCUCAAAGUCAGUCCCGCAGCAGCAGUCGCUCUCCAAGUCGGUCCUCCAGCAUAAGCCGCUCUCCAAGUUCAUCUAGAAGCAUCUGUCCCUCUCGACGCCUGUCCCGCAGUAUCACUCCCACUCGACACCUGUCCCGCAGCAUCAGCCCUGCGCGACGCGUGUCUCACAGUACCAGCCGUUCUCGACACCUAUCCCCCGGCAUUAGUACCCCUAUUAAAUGGUCAUUCUAAAGCAACAACUGCUCUCCAAACUGAAUACAGGUGUUUCCAGCAUCAUAUAUACAGCUGUUCAGAUGAGAAGGGUCUGUUAGCUCUUGAUCAAAUCAAGCAUCAUCGCCUAGCUGACGCUGUUAUCAUAAACAGCCCAAUGUUCCCACCAAGUAUCACACAAGAUUCCUGCCUUAAACUAUUAAAGAUGAUCCACUUCUUAACAUUGAGAAUAGUGUUAUCAAAGGAGUAUUCAUAUUAGGUAAACCAGGAGUUAAAUGUCCACUCUUGCUCAGAUUUCAUAACUUCAUGACAAAAAAAAAAAGACCUCAUUCAGUCUUCCAUAAUUCAGAAAAAAUUAUCUCUGUGAAUGAGUGCUUAAAAAAAAAAGUGAAGAAAAUGAGUGCCUCACAAAGAGGUGAAAAAUCUUUUAUUCAAGUUAAGGAAAAUAUAUCAGACCAACAUUAAUAAAAUUAGACAGUGUUUGUAUGAAAUGAAUAAAUUGUGGCUAGAAAAACAACCACAGGUAAAAGAUAUGAAAUAUCCAGUGAAUAGGAUCGACUCAAGUUCCUCCAUUAUUCUGGAUUAAUUGAGACAGAAUAAACUGAGAGCAUAAUACUCAAAGUUCCAGUUGUUGUGAUAUAUACAGGUUAAGUAUCCACUGUCCAAAAUCCGAAACUUUUUCGAGCACUGACAUGACACCAGAAAUGGAAAAUUUCAGUCAGCUCUGGGGAGGUUCUCAGGCAUUGUUCAGGUCCCUGCAUACCAAGACAGUUGCAACAUGUGACCUCGCAUACCCUGGCUGGGGCUCUGAUGCUCUGUUGGCAUCAGUUUAUUAUCAGCAUUCAUCACCAGACCUACGUGCAUUUCUCACUGCAAUUACAGUGCGUUUUGUGCUUAUUCUCUCCUCUGUGGUGUGAAGAUAUUGUUGAAAAUGUCAAAUGUCAGCUGUUUUUUAACAUCUGAUGCAGGUAUUCUGUCGAUGCUGUUGUACUGCUUUUGUUAUUAAAAAUAUUAUUUUUGCUAUUAAAAAUAUUGUAUAAAACUACCUAGCUAUCUCAUUAUAUUCAAAAAUCCGGGACAUUUCCAUCUCCAAGCAUUUUGGAUAAGGGAUAUUUAACCUGUACCUUCCUGCUAGUAAUUAACUAGCCAAGUAAUUUUCUUUGCUUGACUGCCUUAAUAUUACCUCUUGUACAAUGCUCAGUUCUGUUGCUACUAUAUUUUUUAUCUACCAUAAUGGUCUUACUGUAAAAUUUUAUCCUUUUUUGAAAAUCUUUGUGUUACAUACUGCAUAUUGUAAUACAGUGGACCCUUGACUAAUGAUAUUAAUUGGUACCCGAGAACGAAUAUCGUUAGUCGAGCUUUUUUAGCGUUAGCCGAGGCAAAAUGUUAGCAUUAACCUGUAUUGUUAGUCAGAGUUAGCAUUAGACGAUGCCAUCGUUGGUCGAGGGUCCACUGUACUUUAUUUUCUUAGGCUUAAUUUGCUAAGAAGCUAUAAUUGCUUCUCUCAAUUUCAGUCUCAUUAAAAUUAUCACUUACCAGUAUUAUAUUUUACAAGUACACACACGUACAGUAGUAUUUUAAUAUUUUAUAUACGUACACUGUUAUUUUCUUGUAUCUCCCUAUUGUUAUGUUACAAUUAAAUUGCAUUAGACUUCUUUGCUAAGGAAGCCCUCAGUGUCCUUCAGUGUAUCAACCACAUUAAUGAAACCAUUUACCACUUGUCCAUAAUUUUUCCACACUAACCUUGACAGAAGAUUAAUAUUCUUGUUAUUGCUCAAGUAAUUUAAGGAGGGAGAGGGAUUUUUUUUUUUUUUUUUUUUGUUUUCAACCGAUUUAUUUUAUUUUUGGUGUACUUUUAGAGGUGCAUAUAUAGUUUAAUGUGACAAAGUUUCAGUAUGAUUGGCCAACAAACAACAUAGAAAAAAAAUAUUAACAUAAUUUUGAUAUAUGGCAGCAUCCCCUGACAAAUUGGCACUACGAGUGGCACUUCCGACAUUCCCAACUGUUAGAAUACAACUAGCACGAGUCUUUUACGUUGCCAUUUCAUCUAAUAUAUCUUAUUAUCAUGGUAAAAAAAAAUACAUUUGACAGAAUUUUUGGCAUUCACCAAAAUAUCUGCCUUUUACCCCCCACAAAAUCAAAAAUAUUUGAGAUAUUCCAAAAAAUCCACCGUUAAAAAUUAAAACACACUUUGUUUUAUAUUGUCUGUGAAAAUCAUUUCAAUACAAUCAUUAAUAAUGGUUCAGGUCCGCGAAAUAAGUGAAUAAGUUACUUCCGAGACAUAGGCCUAGAACGCCGGUAGGCCUACCGUCAAAAAAAAAAUUUUCUUUUUUCGCGAAAAUCGCGUUUGUUUCGGUGUAUUUCUUAGUAAACUGAUGUUCUAGUGCAGUUAUCCUCUUCAAAACAUCGUUUUCUCUCACUCACAGACCAAACAAUACAACAUGGAGACGAGGAGUAACUUUUUUAUAUCGAAAUAUUGCUGGUGGACUCUCGCUAUAUUAUGGCCUAUUUUAUUCAGUAUAGAGUAUAUAACAUGUUUGUUUGUUAUUUACAGUGAUUAUUAUAUCAUAUUAGAUCAAUUCUGAUAGAUAAAUAAGCCGUAUAGUUAAUAUAUAAGCUGAUAUAAGCGUAAUAAUGAAAUGAUUUCACCUGGCACUCUCUGGAGAGGGA
This is a messenger RNA of Cherax quadricarinatus, 5189 nucleotides long. Its product is annotated as tigger transposable element-derived protein 1. The record is from RefSeq and is a predicted model, not a curated record. Lineage: Eukaryota; Metazoa; Arthropoda; Malacostraca; Decapoda; Parastacidae. Gene Ontology annotation, molecular function: DNA binding. Gene Ontology annotation, cellular component: nucleus.